This is a messenger RNA of Melanotaenia boesemani (Boeseman's rainbowfish), 2122 nucleotides long. RefSeq lists its product as uncharacterized. NCBI's taxonomy places the organism in Eukaryota, Metazoa, Chordata, Actinopteri, Atheriniformes, Melanotaeniidae. The transcript has 8 exons. The record is from RefSeq and is a predicted model, not a curated record. Bases 628 to 1614 code for a protein of 328 amino acids.
CUUUCACACAUGUCAUGUCUAUAACACUUAAUAAGUAUGUUAGUUAUAUGCUGGAAUGUGAGGCAAAAUUAUUGAAACAAAAGUUGAAGAUGGAAACCUUUUUGUUUGGCAGUUAAGAAUUAAACACCUCAAAACAGAUCAUUAUAUUGAGCGGACAUGAGGAAGCAGAUCUUAUCAAUUAAUCUUAAGCUUAAACUUCCUUCAACAUAAGCAAUGUAAUGUGCAAAAGGGCCUGUUGCAAAACCUCAAGUGAAAAUACACUUGCUUCAUAGUUUCCAUCAUAAUGAAUCACUGAAAUAUGGAGGUAGCUUUAACCUACACAAGAAAGGAUGUGGACGCAGAAGAUGACCUUGAGACAACCAUAUUUAGGCAUUUGUUUGUUUUUAAUCAGCUUUCGUUGUUGGAAAUUCUGGUUAAACAAAUAUUAAAAGUUCUUUUUAAGUAAUUGAUUAUUAAUGUGGCCAAGUGUAAUAUCUUUUUCUGUCAUCAGCCAGCUGACGUCAAACUAUUGUUUCUGCAGGAAGACUGAUUGCAGCUGUCGUUAAUUACCACAUUUUGCAGAAUUAGGAAGUAGAGUGGUCAGUGUUGCAGAGCACCAGUCGUUGAAGUGUCUGUUCACUUGUCGAAAUGGCUGUUUCUCUCAGCAUUCUUCUUAUUCUUACUGGAAUAACAGGAAUUCACAGCAUAACUAAAAUUAGUAAAGUAUCAGUGAAAGCUGGAGCUUCUGUCACCAUCCCCUGUCUCUAUGAUUCUAAGAACAAAAACAAUGUGAAGUACUUGUGUGAAGGAUAUUACUGGGUCUCCUGCUCAUAUGUUACUAAAACAAACCAACCACAGGGUUCAGGAAAGUUUUCAAUCUCUGAUGAAAGAAACAAAAACAUCUUUACUGUGACCAUCAAACAUCUGACACAUGAAAACACUGACUACUGGUGUGCUGUGGAGCUCAGUGAUGGGGGUUAUGUCAGGCAGUACUUUCAACUGUCAGUCACCUCUGGUAGGCCCAGUCUGUAUGUGGAUAAUCAAGAAGUUACAGGAUUCAGAGGAGGAAGCGUAACCAUCAACUGUUCCUACAGUAACCCUGGAAAAAUUAAAUGGUGCAUGCUGGAUGGCAAAUGUGUGACAGAGCCAUCUGGAACAAUUGAUGGAACACCAGUGUCCUUCAACACAGGAGUCCGAACUGUAUUUGCAGUGACAAUGAAAGAACUAAAGCUACAGACCAGUGGCUGGUAUCUGUUUGUCCAAGGAGACAUUCAGUUGCCAGUGCAUCUAACUGUGACUGAGAAAGCUACUACCACGCCCAGUCCUGUUACUGAAAACAAAGCAGUUCCCACAAUUAAACCAGAACAAAGCAGGGAUUCUGUUGACCUGAAAAAAGUCCUCAUUCCUCUGAGUUUGCUGGUCUUGACUCUAAGUGUGGCUUCGUCCAUCUGGUUGAUACUGAGAUGCAGGCAGGCCAAUGGAAAAUCAACAGCCACACAAUUGGACAGUGAUGGUGAUGGGGACGUCACUUACAGCUCUGUGAUUGCUAUGAAGAAGCAAAGCAUGAAAAGGAGUGAAGCAAAAGAAGAGGAUGUUACAUACAGCACAGUGAGACAAUGCCAAUCACACAUUUAAAAUUUACAUCCAUUUAUCUAUUUAUCUUUGUUUCCUUAUUUUAGAUAAGUGAUGCAGUGUAUUGUCUGCUGCGGCUUGUUUCUCCUUUUAUUUCCAUCUUCUCAAAUGUUUACUUUAGUAUAGCCAUAAAGAGUUUAAUGAAGCAAUAUAUCAUUGUCAUCUUUUUAUGUCAAGACCUUUGACAAUAUGUUUUUAUACAUUUUUUGUUUUUGAAAUCCACCUCAUUAUAAAUUCUUCUAACACCUGUUGGGAUAAGUGUGUAAAUUAAACAGUUUUGUUUUUGUCACUUUUGUCUUUCUACAAAGGAAGAAGCUUGUUGACUAAAUAAUCUCUCAGUAAGGAACGUCAUAAAGUCAUUGAUCCGUCUACUAACACAUCAAGCUCCACUUAGUGCACCUAAAAAAAAAAUAAAUACACAAGACAAGUUAAUUAAAAAAGACAAUUUAUUUUACCCUGGAAUUUUGUGUAAUCGGUUAAAGAUAUUCCUGGCUAAAAUAUAGCUGACCGG